AUGGCCGACUUCAUAACCAACCUUUGGGAGGCCGUCUUCACCCCUGGCCCCACUCCUACUCUCCUGCUUGCCACCAACAUCACCUUCGGCGCUCUCCAGCUCACCCUUGCCGGCCUGCUCGCCGCUACCUACAGCAUCCACUUCUUCAUUCUCAGCAUUCUGAGUGCCGGUCUCUGGUGGGGCAUCAACUGGUUUGCCUACGAGUUGCAGCAAGCUCAGCAGAAAGAGGCCGAGGCUGAGCGCAUCAGGAAGUCCAGAUCUUCCGGCAGCACGCCUAAGAAGUCUAGUUCACAAGCUGGAGACAUGGCCGAUGACGAAGCUACUGAAACCGAGGUUGAGACUGCUCCCGGAGUCAAGGUCAAGGUUUCCAAUGCCGAACUCGACUUCAAGCCCACCCAGGAAGAUGAACAGAUCAGAUCCAAGAUUCUCAACGACUUCAAGAGCGGUACUUCAGCUGGUACGACUGGCUUGCAGGCCGCAGAAGGCGAGAGCAGACAGCGCAACGUUCCCAGCGAUCUGGGUGCUUCUUCGGCCGAUUUUGCCACCGACAGCGAGUGGAUCAAGGUUGAUGAGGAAUGA
Molecule: messenger RNA, 579 nt
Organism: Aureobasidium musti
Lineage: Eukaryota; Fungi; Ascomycota; Dothideomycetes; Dothideales; Saccotheciaceae
Source: the annotation of a GenBank genome assembly